CCGCUGUAGCAAAAAAAAAAAAAAAAAAAAAAAAAAAAAAAAACACAGCCGAAAAGAGCCGAGUAACCUCAGGCUACCUGAAGCUAACGCGCCCGAAUCGGGGCCAUGGCGUCAGAACCGUGUUCACAGCUCGAAGCCGAACUCUAUUUCCUGAUUGUCAGAUUUCUUCAGUCUGGACCGUGCCAAAAAUCAGCACAGACUCUGCGGGAGGAGCUGGAGGAGUUCGAGAUCAUCCCGGAGCGCUGGAGCUGGGACGGAAAACGGUACAAGAGAAACUUCCAGGAUUGGGUGGCACUGAAUCAGCACGUCCCAGCAGAUUACCUCUUGCGUGUGUGUGAGCAGUUGUGUCCGUUGGUGGACGCACACAUCCCUCCGAGUGUCCCCGGACUCCGCAGUCUGCUGGGGAGCGGCCGCCAGUCUCUACUGCGUACUGCCAAGAGUUCUUCUCACACAGUAUGGACAGGUUCUGCUGUAGCUGCUCUGCACAGGGGGCGGCCCCCCGAACCGCCAAUCAACUUCCCCAAGCCGCCAAAUAUCGUGUCAAUCAUGGGCGGUCGCCAGGCAACCGGGGUGGCCCGCUUUGGACACGCCCUCCCGUCCUGCACCUACCAGCACAUGAAGAUGCACAGGAGGAUUCUGGGACACCUGUCCUCUGUGUACUGCGUGGCCUUCGACCGAACGGGCCGCCGCAUCUUUACGGGUUCAGACGACUGCCUAGUGAAGAUCUGGGCGACGGAUAACGGGCGUCUCUUGACGACGCUGCGUGGUCACGCGGCCGAGAUCUCCGACAUGGCGGUGAAUUACGAGAACACGCUCCUGGCUUCGGCCAGCUGUGACAAGGUGAUCCGAGUGUGGUGCCUCCGAACCUGCGCACCCAUCACUGUCCUACAGGCACACACCGCCUCCAUCACCUCCAUACAGUUCUCUCCAUUCUCUUUCGGUUCUACGCGCUAUCUGGCCUCCACAGGAGCCGACGGCAUGGUCUGCUUCUGGCAGUGGAACAGCCUCAGCAUGAAAUUCUCCGAAAAGCCAGUGAAGUUCGCCGAGCGUUCUCGUCCUGGGGUUCAAAUAUCCUGCUGCUCCUUCAGUACCGGUGGGAUGUUUCUUGCCACUGGAGGGACGGAUCAUGUGAUCAGGGUGUAUUAUCUGGGCGCUGAGACUCCUGUGAAGUUAUCGGACCUGGACUCGCACACGGAUAAAGUGAUUGCUGUGCAGUUCUCCAACAACAGCGACAGUCUCCGCUUUGUGAGCGGCAGUCGGGACGGAACAGCGCGCAUCUGGCACUACCAGCAGCUGGAGUGGAAGAGCGUGGUGCUGGACAUGAGCACCAGACUGCCUGGGAGCGCCGCCGCAUCAGGGGAGGACAAGACCACCAAGCUGGUGGUUACCAUGGUAGCAUGGGACCGCGGUGACCGAUCGGUCGUCACCGCUGUCUCCAACUUACUCCUCAAAGUCUGGAGCUCCACAAACGGCCAGCUGCUACACGUGCUCUCGGGUCACGACGAUGAGGUCUUUGUCCUGGAGCCCCACCCCUUCGACUGGCGCAUCAUGCUGUCGGCCGGCCACGACGGCAACAUCUACAUCUGGGACCUCAGCAGAGGCAACAAAAUACGCAACUUCUUCAACAUGAUCGAAGGUCAGGGUCACGGGGCGGUGUUCGACUGCAAGUUCUCGGCUGACGGUCAGCACUUUGCCUGCACGGACUCGCACGGGCAUCUGCUCAUCUUCGGCUUCGGCUGCAGCCGACCCUACGAGAAGAUCCCAGAUCAGAUGUUCUUCCACACGGAUUUCCGUCCGUUGAUCCGGGAUUCCAAUAACUACGUCCUGGACGAGCAGACGCAGCAGGCGCCGCACCUCAUGCCGCCACCAUUCCUCGUGGACGUGGACGGGAACCCGCACCCUCCGAGCUUCCAGCGCCUCGUACCCGGCCGAGAGAACUGCAACGAGGAGCAGCUGGUGCCUCAGCUGGGCUACAUGGCUAACGGUGACGGAGAGGUGGUGGAGCAGGUGAUUGGCCAGCAGACGGCGGAGGAGGGUCAGGAAGAGAGCCCGUUGGACAAUUUGAUCCGGCAACUUCAGCACCAGCAGGACGGGAGACUCGGCUCAGGAAACCCGGCUGCAGGUGGUGAAGCCGAAGGCGGUGGUCCUGUCCCCGUCCUGUCGCCCCCUAACGUCGGCCUGCGCAGGAGCGGGCAGGUGGAAGGGGUUCGACAGAUGCACGGCAACGCCCCCCGCAGUCAGAUGGCCACGGAGAGAGACCUGCUGGUGUGGAGCCGCCGCGUCGUCGUCAAUGAAGUCCCUUCAGGAGUGCUCCGGAUAAUGGAGGAGAGUCGACUGGCUAAAGGAGAACUGGAGCGAGCUCUCUAUACCAUGGAGAAGAAGAAAAAACCUGCCCACGCUACUCGAACAGAGCCGGUCGACGUUUCGGGGCGCUCUCUGCGGAGACCUCAGAGAAAACAGCAGCAGAAGAGACACGCGUAUCAUACGCGGUCGACGCGGGAGAGGAGGCGUGCGCGUACGCUGAUGGACUCGCGCGAGGACAGCCUCAGCGAGUCAGACAGCGAGGCAGAGCAGGAGGAGGAACAGAACGAGAACAGCGACGCGUCCUCCGAAGGCGACGCUCAGUGGGAGAACGCCAGCAGCUCAAGUGACUCCUCCAGCGAGUACUCCGAUUGGACGGCGGACGCGGGUAUCAACCUCCAGCCGCCCAAACGACUCACCAGAAGGCCGGCUCGUAUCGCCGGGAGCAGCAGCUCAGAGGACGAAGGGGAGGGGCGAAGAGAGGGGGAGGAGCGUCGCAAGAAGAAGAAGAAGGAGGAAGACGAGGAUGAGGAGGAGAAGAAAAAGAAACCCAAACAAACUAAACAGAAGACUGUUCCUGCCGGUGAGCCAGUGAGUGAAGAAUGGCUUCCCCCGCCCUGGAUAAUGGAGACGAUACCCAGGAGAUCUCCAUUCCUACCUCAGAUGGGGGACGAGUUGAUCUAUUUCCGGCAGGGUCACCAGGCGUAUGUCCGGGCGGUGCGUCGUGCCAAAGCCUACAGCAUUAACCCUCAGAAACAGCCCUGGAACAGACUGGACCUCAGGGAUCAGGAGUGUGUGAAGGUGGUGGGUAUAAAGUAUGAGGUGGGGCCGCCCACACUCUGCUGCCUCAAACUGGCCUUCUUGGACCCGCUCUCAGGGAAGAUGACCGGCGAGUCCUUCAGCUUGAAGUAUCAUGACAUGCCUGAUGUCAUUGAUUUUCUGGUGCUACAACAGUUUUACAACGAGGCCAAAGAACGCAACUGGCAACCGGGUCAGCGUUUCAGAAGUAUUAUAGAUGACGCCUGGUGGUUUGGAUCAGUGGAGAAUCAGCAGCCGUACCAGCACGAGUAUCCAGACAGCCUUUUCCAGUGCUACGCUGUCAGGUGGGACAACAGUGAGAGAGAGAAAAUGAGCCCCUGGGACAUGGAGCCCAUACCUGAUGAAGCUCCGCUUCCCGACGAGAUCGGCGACAGCGUCCCGGUAACGGAGGCGGAGCUUCAGUCACUACUCUACCAACCGCAGGACGGAGAGUGGGGCGCGCACACACGCGACGAAGAGUGUGAGAGAGUCAUCGACGCCAUAGACCAGCUGUUCACAAUGGACAUAGCGAAGGCAUUCUCCUGUCCAGUGGACCUGAGGGAUUAUCCUCUGUACUGCACUGUGGUGGCGUAUCCCACUGACCUCAGCACCAUCAGACUGAGACUAUUACACCGCUUCUACAGGAGGAUUUCGGCGCUGAUGUGGGAGGUCCGUUACAUCGAGCACAACGCCAGAACGUUUAACGAGCCACACAGCCCCAUCGUCACGGCGGCGAAAGCUGUCACUGACAUCCUGCUGCGCUUUAUUGGGGAUCAGAGCUGUACUGAUAUCUCGGAGCUAUACGAUAAGAUCAAAACAGAGCUCAGCAGUGCUGCUGAAGAAGAGGAGGACGUCGACGUGGACUCUGACACUCCGGGCACGUCAACCGGACAGAAGAAGCGGGGCGUGGUGCUGGACGUGCGAGCCUGGUACGGUCAGUGCAAAGAGCUGCUCAGGAGGAUGAUCGCCAGCCCCGACUCCGAACCCUUCCGCCAACCCGUAGACCUCUUCACCUACCCGGACUACAGAGACAUCAUAGACACACCGAUGGACCUGGGCACGGUGAUGGAGACUCUGUCGGGGGGGAAUUACGAGAAUCCCAUCGAGUGCGCCAAAGACGUGCGGCUCAUCUUCAGCAACUCCAAAGCGUACACGCCCAACAAGAAGUCCCGGAUCUACAGCAUGACUCUGAGUUUGUCUGCGUUCUUUGAGCACCAGAUCAUCUCCAUCAUCUCGGAUUACAAGGUGGCCAUCCAGAACCAGAGACGCUGCCAGCAGAGACUCAGCUACAGCAAGAGACUACAAAACACCAUGCCAGAGAGCCCCAAAGGGAAGCCCAAGUCAGUGAAGAAAACUAAAACACCCCAGCAGCCCAACAGGACGCACUCACGACAUCCGCCUGAAGAUUCGAACCUCGCACUCGAUGAUGAAGAUAGUCAGCCUUCAUCUUCCUCACAGUCCGCAUUGACAUCCUCGUCGUCGGGUCAGCCGUCGAGCAACAGAGUCACACGCAGCCGAUCUCUGAGCAGGAGAGCAGACGCUCACUGCAACGGGCCGCUGACUAACGGAGGUCGGAGGUCACGCAGACAGCCGGGACAAGGAGACUCUUCGGACUCCGAGAGCUCGGAAUCAUCUUCAUCAUCGUCGUCUUCGUCGUCCUCCUCUUCCUCCUCCUCGUCUUCAUCGUCCUCUUCCUCUGAGAGCGAAGCGAGCGACGCCGACAUGGCCGGCUUCACCGAGGGCGGGGAUCACGAUUACAGCAAAGCGUCGCGUCUCUCCCUGGCGCGCAAGACCAAGAUGGCUGCCGCCGGCUUCGCUGCUAACGGCAAGCGGAAAAGAAGAGUUAGAGAAGAGGAGGCGACGGAGCGCCUCAAACGCGCGCGCAGGGAACACACGCAAGUCCAAGCCACCCGGAGCGAGGAGGACGAGGAUGAGGACGAAGAUGAGGAAAACGGAGAGGGUGAAGAGCAGGAGCAUGAGGACGAAGAAGAAGAAGUAGUAGAAGAAGGGGAGGAGCUAGAAGAGGAGGAGGAGGAGGAAGAAGAAGAAGAAGAGGAGGAAGUGGAGGAGGAAGAGGAAAUGAGUCCACAGCCUCAGCUCCCUGCCAGAGGUCAAAGGUCGAAUCAGAGGACGAUGAAAGCGGGGCGUGUAAACACCCGUAACCAAGGGAGACGGACCGUAGUCUAUAACGACGACUCUGAGGACGAUGCUCCCGCCGCCGACCCGCUCAAUCUGGGCACGUCGCGUUCCGGAAGGAUCCGCCGCAUGACCGAGCGAGCCAGGGUCAGCCAUCUGAUGGGCUGGUCACACUGACCUUUGACCUUUUGGUCUUGUUUUUUAAUCAACCUCAGACAUUCAGACUUCACUACAGCAAUACUGCAGGGAUUUUUUUUUGUAGCUGUUAAUGUACAGAUUUUUCUUUUGUUGUUAACGAGACUUUUGUUUACGACUCUGGAGCUUGUGGUGCUGACUCCGUCUCGCUCUGGUGUCCGAUGAACCAAACCAGCCUUACUGUGGGCCAGAGCAUUAAGGAGUCCCGUCCCCCGUCCCCGUCCCCCCCCCCUCUCUCUCUCUCUCUGUCUUAUCUUCUCAUCAGGCUUCAUUUGCCAACGUGGUGCUUUUUAAAUCAAGUCACUGCACUGCAAGCAGGAUGAUGGUGCUGUUCUCUCUCUCUCUCGCUCUCUCUCUCUCCCCCUCUCUUCCUCUCUCUCACCCUUCAUGUUAAUAAAUGGUACAUUAGCCAGCUAGCUAAAGAUUUACAUUUACAUCCCAAACCGCAUCCUUCUGUACUAAACAGUCAAAAUAAUUGCUUUAAAUGUCAAUAUCAUGUUUCACACCGUUCUAUACGGUUUAGGAUGCGACCCGAGAUUUUCAUUCCCUCCAGCUCGCUGUUGCUUUUAUUUUUUCAAAACAAAACCUACUCGACUCCUUUACGGACCGUUCUCUCGGAUCCUCCUUGCGCUCUCUUCCUUUCCUUUAUCCGUUUGCUGAUUAGUUUUAAUUUAAACAAUAAAGAACACCACAGUGAGCUAACAAUCCAAUCAGCUACUUGUUGCCAGGCAGAUUUAAUCAGACAGAGCGGCCUCAUUGGUUGUUUACAGGCUCUCUCUUUGAAUGGUGGAAAUAUCUCUCUCUCUCUCUCUCUCUCAUUAACGUAAAGCUUUACGGAUCAGCUAACUAGUCCGCUUACCUUCCUAAAUCAGAUUUUAUAUUACCUCUGUUCAUAAACGUUAAAAACUAUAAAGGCCAUGUCCCAAAUCUCACUGUGUUAUUUGUUAUUAGCGUAAUGGGGUGAAAGGAAACCAGUUAACAGAAAACAGCAGUAACAAUCAGACAACCAGUAACCAAGAAAGUGAGAUGGCAAGCUUUAUAAAAUCCAGCCAAUCAGAUCCAUGUCGCUAUGGUUAUGGUAUCUGACCGAGCGACGCCAUUGGCUGUUAACCUGAAGCGAUUACUCUUUCCUCAGUGAGCCUUUUGUGAAGCGGUCUCUUUUUUUAAAAAAAAAAAAAUAAAUAAAAAAUUGUUAAUUUAAACGGCAGCAAAAUAUUCCACUUCUCUUACUAAAUGAGACUCUCACAUAAAUCCUGUUUUAAAAAUAAAUUAAAUAAUUAAAUUCUCCGUCCUAAACCGCAUCUCUCUGGAGUAAUAUCGCACGAUUUGGGACAGAGCGCACGGUUAAGUUAAAAGCAGGCAAGCGGUACGGGAAAAUAAGAUGGCCGCGCAGUCGAGGAAACGUCCAAUCAGCUUCUUGUUGCUAUGCAGAAAAAUGAAGAGGUGCUCUCUGAUUGGUCCAAACCUCAGAGGAAUUUUGUUCAUCUAAACGCUUAUUUCUGAGCUAAAUCGUGCACUUCCCUUUGCUAAAUCUGAUCUUCGAUUUAUCUGUGACAGAAGGCCUGCUAGCAAACGUUUUUGCCCCCCUACUAUACUGACUGGUUUGCCUUUCGGAUUAGUACACUGGAACGCCAUUUGGGACGCAGUCGCGUAGGGAUUUCAACUCGCUCAAGUCAUCUUAUUUAACUGUUUGUUCUCUCCCUCUUUCUUUCUCUCUCUCUUUCUACUUCCCACCUUCAAAUCUGGGGUCUGUCCCAAACGCCAGUCUCGCUAGCGUUCUUAGUAGAAUGUUGACCAAUUUUACGACGCGUCCCAAAUGUAGAACGUCUUCUAGUGAUGUUUUCUUGAUGCUUUUGAGCAGUCACAUGGUGUAGUCUUGGUGGCAUCCCAUAAUGCACUGCAAGCAAGCUUAUGUAAGUCUGUAAAGUUAGCAUAAAUUUAGCCAAGUUAUCGGUGUUGUGUAUGUAGAUGUCAAGUGUUUUUAGAAUGCUGUCUUGCUAGCCAUCGAUUACUAGCGAUGUUAGCUUAGCCAGCCUCCUAAACACAGCAGUGCGCUAAUGCUGCUUACUGAUGAAUUUGCUAACAUUUAACGUUACCUCUUAGCUUCGUUAUAAUUCUAGUAAGAACGCUAUGCUUAAAGACUAGCAUUUGGGACACCCGGGAUUUUUCUUUUUUCCAAAUCUUCCAAGCUGCAUUAACUACUUCCAGGUCAUGACUUUGACUUCCUGCCCACACGAGCAUCGAGAGCUUCGAUACACCGAGUGUCUGCACACACACACUGUUUUUACAAUGGAGUAUAUUUAUAUUUGUACUAUACACUUACACACGUUGUGAUUCAUACUUAUCAACUGAACUCGAUCCAGUGACGUUUGCACAUGUUACGGCAGCUCAAAAAAAACAAAAAGAAAGGGAGUUUGGGCGGGCUCUAAAUCCUGGCUCCUCAUUGGUUGAGAGUCUUCACAAACCAGAGCUGGGGAAACUCAAAGCAUCAGAUGGACGACUGUUGUUCUUGGUAGUUUUUUCCCCUUUUUUAAAUUUUAUUUUAAUAGAGUGACUUUUCCACUUUUUUUUUUCCUCUUAAAUUUGACCUCUGAAAACAGGAAGUGGUGCCAAUCUAAGGACUCAUGGGAUCUUCCAGAUCUUGCAGAUCUCCACUCUUUUGAUUCAGCAGGGAGUGUUUUUGUGUUUAGGUUUUUUAUUUUUUAAAUAAAUGGUGAUUCCUAUUGGUCGGCAGGUUUAUUAUUUUUGGGGUCUGUGGGUGUGAGAGAUUGAAAACUUUACCUGGACUCAAGUCAUUUAAACUGGAUCCUUUUCCUAUUUAUUAGGUAACUUGUUUAAUCUUCGGGCUCUUGGACAUCCCCGUGGUGCGUUCACUGCUCCGUGGCGUUGUUAUUGUAUUCUUCGGUUUCUCAGUAACCAAAACCUUUUCAUAUGUAAUCGCUGCGUUGUCGAGGUUGAGGCAUUAGUCAGCGGAGCAGAGGUUAUGUAUAAUCAGGCAAUCACACGCUGGAUGUGCAAAUUCACAGUUUAGAAACAUUAGCAAAAGUAGCCAGCGACACAUGCAGCACUAGUUAGCUUAGCUAACAAAUAUAUUACCUCUAAUGUCUUUAUGCUGUCGUGGUGAUAUCAUGUGCUCAAAUUUGUAAAAAGUCUGGAAAUUCUGAUGUUGCUAGGCAGGUUUGACGGAGUUGACGGAGCGAUGCUAUUGGCUGUUACCACUCUCUGUGAUUGGUCUAAAUUUCUUUCACUAAACGGCCAACGUAGAAGCGUCUGACAUUGAGUAUUCGAUGAGAAUUUCGACCAAAAUAUGUUGUUUUUUUUUAAACCAUUAUUGAUACGAUACAUCAGGAUAUUCACCCUGCUUAAUGUUCUCACGGAAUCUGAUCAAGUUUCCUACAUAAAAUAUCGUACGACUUCUAAUAAUCUUUAAAUGUAUUAUACUAAUUUAUAUAAACAAUAUCACAAUAAAAUUGAAACCAUGCCAUGAGCUAAAAUCAGGUCAAAAUUCCGACAUGUAAUACAAGCGAAUCCUCACUUUACAAAUAUCAAGUCCAAAAACAUUAUUUAAAAAUAUUUUGCUUGCAGGAAGGUUUUUCUUUUUGUUUUGUUUGUUUGUUUUUUUUCUGGACGAUGAUGGUGUUUCAAUUAUUAUUAUUUAUUUUAUGGCAAGCAAUUUGAAAUGCAUUUCCAAUGACAUCAGAGCAGUUCUGUCUUGAAAGACUUUAUUUAUAGUAUUUAAACGUACUUGUUUAAAGUUGUUCAUAUUCACUGGUUUCAUUCUUUCUUUUUUUUUCUUUCAUCGACAUGAUGUUAGUGUUCAUGAAUUCAUAAAAUUCAGUGGAGAGACAUCCUGUACAUUUAAUUUUUGGGGGGGUUUUUUCACCCUCAUUCACAUGGACCCAGAUUCAGUAAACGUGGAUGUUCGAGCCGCGUGUUCAGUACUCCUCAAUACUGUGAUUACUUGAUCGUUAAGGACCGCCGUAAUUGCAAUAGUAUUGUAUGUUUUCAUAUUUCUACUCAGUAUGUCUAAACAUUGCGACCUGUCCCACUCCAGACUCUCUGUCCAAAGACUUUCUUUUUUUUUUUUUCUUUUUUUUCCAUGUUUCCCCGCUGUGUAACCAACUGAAGUAGUUCAGGGCCAGUUCAUGUUGGUGAUGGUGAAGAUGAAGACCUGAUGUAAGAAAUGUGUGCGUGUGUGUGUGUGUGUGUGUGUGUGUGUGUGUGUGUGUGUGUGUGUGUGUGUGUCUACUUUUUGUACACAGAUUCUGAGAGGUUUGUUUUUGUUUUUAAUAAAAGGGUAAAACUG
This is a messenger RNA of Ictalurus punctatus (channel catfish), 9736 nucleotides long. RefSeq names its product bromodomain and WD repeat domain containing 3 (gene brwd3). The record is from RefSeq and is a predicted model, not a curated record. Gene Ontology annotation, biological process: regulation of cell shape; cytoskeleton organization; regulation of transcription by RNA polymerase II. Lineage: Eukaryota; Metazoa; Chordata; Actinopteri; Siluriformes; Ictaluridae. The coding region runs from base 106 to 5412 and encodes 1768 amino acids. Gene Ontology annotation, molecular function: protein binding. Gene Ontology annotation, cellular component: nucleus. The transcript has 40 exons.